UGGAGCUCGACACCAAGACUUAUUGACUGAUCGACCGUCAGUCGCAAUGUGACUUUGACUUGGAAGUUUACAGUAAUAGAUUUCUACAGUUCUAUAAUUUUAGUUCAGUGUUUAAGGAGUUCAACUAUUGUAAUUAUUAUUCAAACUCAAGUUCGUCUGUGUAUACUGUGCAACUGUAAUAAAUAUUAUAGAACAGUUCAACAAGUGGUUUCCUCUUUAUAUAAUGACAUCCCACAAGUCUUUUGUCGAUGAAAUAUUUGCAUGCAGCCUAAAUGGGGAUGUGGUACUGCUCCAGAGCGUGGUUAACCAGGGCAUGGUUAAUAAUAAACACUGGAUACACUGCAGAUUGAAGUGCGGAGAUAGUCCUCUUCACGUCGCUGCUCGUCGUGGUAAUCUAGAGAUCGUGAGGUACUUGAUAGAGAAAUGGGAUGGAGAACAUUUGAUAAAUGUAUACAAUAACUUGGGGAAGACAGCUCUUCACGAAGCGGCACAGAACUGUUGUCAUAGAACAGUAAAUUAUCUGCUUCAGCAUGGAGCAGAUGUAAAUCAGAUAAAGAGAAGCGAUUGGACACCUUUGAUGCUUGCUAGCACCAAAUUAGGGUCCAUGGCACUCCAGACUGUACAUGUGUUACUUAAUCAUGAAGCAGAUCCAUAUAUUGUGAAUAAGGAUGGUUGGACUGCUCUCCACAUUGCUUGCAAAAUUGGCCACUGUGAUAUUGUGAAACUCUUGAUAGAAAAUUUUCCAGCAUUGGUCAACAUACAUUCCACCAAUGGUCGAUAUCCCCUCCACACUGCAUCACUUAAUGGUCAUGGUAGUAUUGUCUCUCUUCUCCUCAAGUACAACAGUUCUGCUGUGUCUGCUCGUGACUUGUGUGGCGUCACACCAUUGAUGGAUUCUUGUCAGGGAAACCAUGACAGUGUUGCACUGGUGCUAUUGAAGUGUGGUGCUUCUGUCACUGAAUCUGAUAACAUGGGAUUAACUUGUCUACAUGUGGCAGCUCAGACUGGAAGUUGCAAGGUGAUUCGGAUGCUGAUUGAAGACUUUAAUAUUGAUGUAAAUUUAGUGGCUUCGAAAUCAAAAUUCACGCCACUCCACUGUGCAGCCAGUACCGGGCAACUUGAGGCAGUAAGGAUGCUGUUACUGCAGGGUGCAGACUCUAAACUGAAGGAUGGUCAUGGGCGUCAAGCCCAAGAUGUGUUGUGUUCUGGACCUAAAGGAAAGGACAUCCUUACUGUUCUUCGUGAAUAUGAUCUGUGUGAGAACAAGGCAUAAUGUGUUCCAAUGUUUUUUUUUAUGAUACACUUAUCAUUUAUUUACAUUUUAUGAUGUAGCUGAGAAUAUGGGGUAUACUGUGUUGAGUAGUUGCACAAUCUGAAAAUAUUCUCUGAAGUUACCAUUGGUAAUUUAUAGUAAUCUGCAAUGAUGUUUUCUUGGGUGAUCAGCUGUGUCUGAGCUGUGGAAGAAAAUGCAGACUGUACAUGAUAAGGAAUGUGGUGUAAUAUGCCCAUUGAUUAUGAUGCUGCAAUGGGAAAUGCUGAUAUUCUGAUCUUAUAGGGUUCAAUUUAUAUGUGACAUUUAAAGAACAUGGUGGCAAGUAUACUUAUUUACGGUUAUGAAUAGACAUAGUAUAGAAAUCGUUUCAGAAGUGUGGAGGAGCAACUCCCAAGGUUCCACCAAUAAGAGCCAGGGCAUUACACUGAGGCCCUGCUGGAAGAUUCAUAGGGAGGCAUUUUCCUGAUGUGAACCUUCCAACUGGUAGAAGGAAACAUGCCAGCAGAAGAUGUGUAAUUUGUAUUGAAUAGAAAGAAAAACACAAUAUGCAGUUGCAGUGACUGUAAUGUUUCCUUGUACCCAUCUCCUUGUUUCUGACUGUAUCAUUCCCUUCAAGUGAAGAAGGCAAAGAGGAACUGAAGUAUAAAUAGUGUAAAUAUUAUAAGUAUUGUAGAAUGUAGAACCACUUCUAGGCAGUGGCUUGGUAAACAUGUUCCCACUGCAAUGGAUACACAUGCAACAAUAGAGGUACUAAUUUUCAUUUUGUGCA
Molecule: messenger RNA, 2042 nt
Organism: Cryptotermes secundus
Lineage: Eukaryota; Metazoa; Arthropoda; Insecta; Blattodea; Kalotermitidae
Product: ankyrin repeat domain-containing protein 16
Exons: 5
Coding region: 224-1273 (349 amino acids)
Molecular function (GO): protein binding
Source: RefSeq, a predicted model, not a curated record